CUGGUUGAACUAGGAAAGAGUCGUUUAAGUUACAUAAUAAGCAGUACGAGCUCUUUCCCGAAAGUAUGCAGUGUUACUUUGUGGGAGUACUCCACUACAUCAACUGGAUGACAAUGGGGAACGAAGUGUUGGCUCUACUAGUUCCUAUGGAGCCGCUUAACCUGGUGAGGAGCGGAAGUGGUCACACAUUUUAAACAUCCAGCAUAACCUCAAGUGGCGCGCUUUCAUCUCAUCUGCUACCACAUAAACCAGUCUUCGGUUGAAAACCAAAACAGAUACAAUCUGUAAGGAAGACUUAUUAAAGGUGUUUUUAACAAAUGAGCUGAAACCAUGGAAGAGGAGGUGAAGAUGUCUAGCAAUGAACAAGGGGGUGAUUUAAGCAAAGAUGCUGUGUCUGAUACUGACAAUACCCCUGCUUUAAAAGGAAAGGAGAAAUCACAGGGUUCAAGGAGGCUGAAGGGUGGUGACCCUGACAAAGUUUCAGAGAUUUCAAAUGGUGUGUCUAAUGUGCCCAAGAAAGGAAGAGGACGUCCGAAGACGAAAACAGUGGAAGAUAAAUCAGGAGAGGGCCAUGAUCAAACUGACCAGGAUAAUGCGAGCAAUAAUGAAGAGAACACGCAGGAAAAGCCUCUCAGCACAUCUGGAGAAGACGUGGCAAAUGGUAGCUCUGGACCAAAAGCAGGAAGGGGUCGUCCAAAAGGAACCUCAAAGCGCAAGUCAAAAAGUUUAACACAAGAUGGAGAUGGCGCUCCUUCCCAACCAAUAAAAAGAGGCCGACCAAAAGGAUCUCCAAAUAAGACACCUCGACUGGUGGCUGAGUUGGGCACUGAUAUCAAGGUUAAAACUGAUGGAAGUACAAACCUGACAAGUUCAAGAGGUCGAAUCAGGAAGAUUCGGGUACCAUAUAGUGGGGCACCGCAAAUUUCCAAAAAAAGUCCCAGAGGAAGGGGAAGACCACGAAAAAUUGUUGAAGAUGAAGAUGAUGAUGAUGACGACGAUGAAGAUGAUGACGACGACGAUGAAGAUGACGAUUCUUACCAGACAGUCAAAAGAGCCAGAGGUCGACCUAAAGGAUCUAAAAAGAGCAGCAAGUCCCAAGAUCGUGUAACGGCAAAGAAAAAGCGCAGUCAAUCAAAACAAAUGACAGUCAAGAGAGGAAGGCCUAGAAAACAUCCCUUACCCACACCAGAGGAGUUGAAGAAACCAAAAGUAUGGAAGCCACUGGGCCGUCCGAGGAAGUACCCACGGGUCGAUCCUCCAGAAGGUGCGUCAUCGCCUGUCCGCAGAGGCCGCGGCCGUCCACGCAGGGCUGAAUCAAAGAAAGGUGCUCACUUGCACACGCAUUCGUCUAAGGGUCCAGUGUCAUUGCGCAGUCCAGCUGAUGGAGCCCCGAAAAAAAGAGGCAGACCACAACUUUCUGCAAAAAACCCAGAUGUCACUUCACGGAAAAGAGGUCACCCCAAAAGCUUGCCCAGCAAAGAACAUAAAGCAGGUGGUUCAUCAGCAAAUGAAGGAGAACAGGAGAUGCAGAUAAACAACAGCAAGCCCAGCGAAGAUGCUGACACAGUUGAGAAACAGGACACAGACAUCCAGGCUUGAUAAUAGCUCAGGUCUCACCAAAAAGUUGUAGUUGUAGGGUAGUUGCUGUUUAAAAAAAAGAGAGAGUACACUCUUUGUAUGUGCAAACACGUUUUUAACAUUUUUGUCAGAGUAGAUGUCCAGCAGCUCCUCUGUUUUUAAACUAACACGUUGAUCUGGUUUAAAUGUGUUCAAUUAUGUUUUUCUAAAGCAGAUCUUUUUCUGUCUUCUGGGCAAGUAGUUCUUCUAAUCUUCUCCAAAUGGCAUGUAGAGUGGUGUUCUAGACUUUCCAGUUUUCAUUUAGAUUUUAAAUGUAGACUAUUUUAGUUUUGAAUGUUACAGAAACAGUGCUUAAGAAUGAAAGAAAGAAAUGUCUUUUAGCUUCUCCCUAUAUCCACUUCUUUGAAUGGCAUGUGUUUCUUGCAAAGUCCAACAGUCAGUGCCUCCAUUUUAAAUUGUUUAUUUCUAUUGUUUUCAAAUUACAUCAACUUUUUUACUGGAUAAGUAGGGAAUGGAGCGUGUGUUUUGCCCGCAAUAGACUAAAUUUACAUUACAUUUGCAAUGUAAGACAUUUGGCUAACUAGCUUACUGGAACCAACCAAUUUGUGCCAUGUACACCAGCAUGAUUACAUUUUUCAUGCUUUUUUUUUUAAAUUGGUGUUUUAAAUUAGUGUUUCUCAGCCUUUCUAGAGCAACAGCGCAUAUUCUACACUGGAAGAAUUUCACGGCACACCAGCAAACAAAAUUGCCACCAAAGGUACAUGCAAUAAAAUAGACGGAUCUUUUAGUUUCAGUUUACACACAAUUUACUUGUUUAGUUGAACAAGACAAGACUGCUUUGUUUUAAUUUUUUCACAGAGAUGUUCUGUCAGAGUUUCCAGCCAACGCCCCAGAUAGCAUGCCGUUCUGGUCUCUAAAGUCUAAGGAUAAGCAGCGGUUACAGAGCCCUCGGUUGGAUCAUGGUAAAGCCUAUUAUCCAAGUGUAUACUGAAAGGUUUAAUGGUUCUUAAUUUAACAGCUGAUACUGUUGAAAUCCUUUCUCAUCACCAACAGUUAUUUUGGGCAGUAAAUUAAUUUGAGUGUUAAAUUGCUGCACUAAACUGGUUCUAUGGGUUAACUUAAAUAGUUUUUGGCAGUGACCUGUACCACGUUUUUUUUUUACGUUCAAGUCAAGAGAACCUUAAAAUUUGACCACUGAGCAAGAAUGUUCCACAUUGAGACUUUACAUUUUGAAGUUUUUCCUCAAAUUUUUAGUUUUUUUUUCUCAAAUUGUGAUGUUCAAAGAUUUUGAACGAAGAAUUGUUUAUUGAUGCUAUUUCACUUUUGUGUAUCGACCUUAAUCGUUUCAUCUUUUAAUGUAUCUUGUGUUUUUUUUUUGUUUUUUUUUGUAUUAUUAUUCUGCAUCAGUACAGCAGAAACAAGUGUCCAUUAAAACAUGCAUUCCUGGAUUGGAAGGAAAGCUUGGUUGAAUGACAAUUUAAUUGUGUUUGAAAGUAACUGUGACAGCUUGUAUUUCCUGAUUUGCGGCCCACAAGAUGAUUGGUAUUCUAUUAAUUUCACAAAAAUAAUUUUAAUUGCUUUUGUGCACCUGGUGUUAAAAAACAUGUGCCAUCAUAAUGUAUGGUGAGGGAGAGGUUCAAGCCAAUGCCAAAUUCUUAAUUCUCUGCUGUCCAUUUUCUGUUGGUAGAAAAUUUGAGAUAAUUAAAAUGGGGAAAAAAAUGGAAAAUUUGUUUUUAGUGGGAAUAUUUGGUUCUUAUGUGUGUUUUGAGCAAGAAUUUUAAAAACAUUUUGAGUUAAUGGUCUUGAAAUAAAUGUAUUGUUUUUAACA
This is a messenger RNA of Cynoglossus semilaevis (tongue sole), 3406 nucleotides long. Its product is annotated as chromosomal protein D1. The record is from RefSeq and is a predicted model, not a curated record. The transcript has 3 exons. Gene Ontology annotation, molecular function: DNA binding. NCBI's taxonomy places the organism in Eukaryota, Metazoa, Chordata, Actinopteri, Pleuronectiformes, Cynoglossidae. Bases 331 to 1599 code for a protein of 422 amino acids.